Messenger RNA from Andrographis paniculata, 2921 nucleotides. Its product is annotated as serine/threonine-protein kinase BLUS1-like. The transcript has 21 exons. The record is from RefSeq and is a predicted model, not a curated record. The coding region runs from base 367 to 2457 and encodes 696 amino acids. Gene Ontology annotation, molecular function: ATP binding; protein serine/threonine kinase activator activity; protein kinase activity. Gene Ontology annotation, biological process: protein phosphorylation. NCBI's taxonomy places the organism in Eukaryota, Viridiplantae, Streptophyta, Magnoliopsida, Lamiales, Acanthaceae.
CGCUAUAAUUUCGGGAACAUUAAAAAUGGAAAAAUAGGAAACGGGAAAAAAUGGGAAUCGAAAAAACAAACCACAGUCGGAAGAAUAUCGCUAUAAUUCUGAGUAUUGAAUUCGUGACAACAGCACACGAGGAAGAGAGAGAAAAGCAGAGAACUUGAAGAGGAGGAGUGAGUGACUUUGAACAGAGUCCAUAUCUGGAGGCAGGCACUCACUGUCCGCACAGAAAUCGGGCAAUUAUUGUUUAGGAUAAGUGGAGAAGAUAUAGCAGCGAAGCGAAUCCAGACAAAAAAGCAAUCGGAAAGCUUUUGGAAAGUGGUGCUGAUUGAUGGUUGUUUUGGAAGUGCUGCUGAUUGAGGGAAGGAAAAAAUGGGGAGGAGUUACUCGGCGAAGCCGAACGAUUAUAAGCUUCUAGACGAGGUAGGAUAUGGUGCGAGCGCGACUGUUUACAGAGCGAUCCAUUUGCCUUCGAAUGAAGUGGUGGCGGUCAAGUGCUUGGAUCUCGAUCGCUGCAAUAGCAACCUGGAUGAUAUACGCAGGGAAGCUCAGACAAUGAGUUUGAUCGAUCAUCCUAAUGUCAUCAGAGCAUUUUGUUCAUUUGUUGUUGAACACAACCUUUGGGUGGUGAUGCCUUUUAUGGCUGAGGGUUCUUGCCUGCAUCUCAUGAAGACAGCAUAUCCAGAAGGGUUUGAAGAAUCUGCUAUUGGGUCCAUCUUAAAAGAAACUUUGAAAGCACUGGCAUACCUUCAUCUGCAUGGCCAGAUCCACCGUGAUGUGAAGGCAGGAAACAUAUUAAUGGAUAGUGAUGGUGAAGUGAAGCUUGCUGACUUUGGUGUCUCAGCUUGUAUGUUUGAUCGGGGUGAUCGGCAGCGUUCACGGAACACUUUUGUAGGAACUCCAUGCUGGAUGGCCCCUGAAGUCUUACAACCUGGAACUGGAUAUGAUUUCAAGGCCGAUAUUUGGUCAUUUGGAAUCACUGCCCUAGAAUUGGCUCAUGGGCAUGCCCCCUUUUCAAAAUAUCCUCCCAUGAAGGUUUUGCUAAUGACCAUACAAAAUGCUCCGCCUGGACUUGAUUAUGAUCGAGAUAAAAGGUUCUCUAAGUCUUUUAAAGAAAUGGUUGCUAUGUGCUUGGUAAAAGAUCAAACAAAGAGACCGACAGCAGAAAAGUUAUUAAAACAUUCCUUUUUUAAGAAUGCUAAGCCUCCUGAGGCUUCAGUGAAAAAAUUAUUUGCAAACUUGCCACCAUUGGCACAGCGUGUUAAAGACUUGCAGCUGAAAGAUGCUGCACAACUUGCCUUGAAGAGAAUGCCAUCAGCGGAGCAAGAAGCUAUAUCUCAGAGUGAGUAUCAGAGAGGAGUAAGUACAUGGAAUUUUGAUGUUGAGGAUUUAAAGCUUCAAGCUUCUCUGCUGGAAGACGAGGAUGAAAUGCAAGAAACCAAGGAAGAAGAAGACAACAUCAAAUUAUCCGACAGAGAAAAAACAAAUGGUAUUGAGGUGUCUGGACUUGAGAAUCAUGCAAAGAAGGGGAAGGCAUCUGAAAGUGAUCUAACAGAACAUGACUAUCGAGGGAAAACUGGAAUGAAAAGGAGUGGAUCAAUAACUGAUCUGACACAACCAAUGGUGGAGAAAGAUACAACAACCAAGAUUAGAAAUCAAACUGGCAGGCCUCGCCAGACUCAAAGUGGACCACUUGCGCCUGGUACUGUGCUAAGUCAUUCGAUUCCGGAAAGACCACGCAACUUAGAAAGAUCUGAGAAUGAAAAUCAAAAGGUGGAGAAGGUUCAGCCAGUACGAAGAGCUCCCAGUUACAGUGGUCCUCUAAACCUGCCUAAUCGUGCUUCAGCAAAUAGUUUAUCAGCACCAAUUAAAUCUUCAGGAAGUUUUAAAGAUUCUUCUGAGGACAAAUCAAAAACAAAUUUUGUACAAAUAAAAGGUCGUUUCUCUGUGACUUCUGAAAAUGUAGAUCUUGUAAAGGAUAUUCCAUUGUCUUCAGUUUCUCGACGAGGCUCUCAGGUGUCACCACUGAAGAAAUCAGCUAGCGUCGGAAACUGGAUGGUUGAAUCUAAGCAAGUGCCCCACAGCCAUUCACCCAAGGACCUGAGCAAUGGUAAUUUGCCGGCCUCAGUUCUCUUGCCCCACCUUCAGAACCUCUUUCAACAAACCUCAAUUCAACAAGAUCUUAUAGUGAAUUUAUUGAGUAGCUUUCAAACAGUUGAAGUGGAAAACGCUCCUGAAAAUGGGAAGCUACCUCCUUUACCUCAGAGUUCAGACAAUGUUGAUAUCAUUGUUUCUGAAAGGGAAAAGAUGUUGCUUAUGAAGAUAACGGAACUUCAAGCAAGGAUGAAUACCUUGACUGAAGAACUAACUGCCGAAAAACUGAAGUACAUGCAAUUGCAGCAGCGACUAAAUGCUAUGGCUCCACAUGAAGUCGAAGGAGAUAGAAGAUGCAGAGAUUCAUGAUUUUCGAAACAGUCUUCAAAUUAUAGCCUCUUCACGAAGCCUCGGAUUUCAAUGCAAAUCUUACACAUUCCAAAUUUGCUUCCCUUCAUAAACCUCUAAUCUUCACCACAGGUUGACAGUGUAGGAACAAGUGAAAGCGACAUUGCCCCGACUUUCCAUUUACAAGAGUCGGGCAUCCCAACGAGGAAACACAAUUACCCGAGGGAAGGUAUAUUCAGGUUAUUUAUUCGGUUUGACGUAAGCUGAAAGUGUAUUGUGCAGAUGGUGUUGUACUGUGACCUGAGAAAGAUCCAUUUGUGUGUAUUAUUUUUGGUCACUCUCUCUCUAGUAGAGAUAGAAAAUAUCACACAGGCAUCUUCUACCCUGUGGUGUGUCCCCUGUAGAUUAUGUUGUAUCUUUUGGCCUGGCCAAAAAUGCCUUGUUCCUACUGAUGUUCUGUGAAUAUAGAUGAUAAUUUUGCUGGC